CCUAACCUAACCUGUAUUACCAGUCUGCCUCUGGAGGAAGAAGAAAACAGCCAGUUGACUCUGACAGUCAGCAGUAAUGUAUGUGGACAUUUGAGUCUCAGGUAGUAAUUGUAAAAGAUAAUGAAUUACCUGGAUAAACCAUGAAUUACCUGGAGAAAACCAUGAAGGAAGGCAACACAGAGGAGGACAUUGAGUCCCUCAUUGAUGGCAUGGCGUACAUCCCAGGUCACUUCCACCUGGACCUCAACCUGAACCAUGAGCCCAGCGGGCCGGGUGAGCUGCGGAGGAGGGACACCCAGCUGAAAGUGGACUCUCUGGGGGCUGAGCUGGAGGCAGAAGUUGGGUACCUCCAGUAUGGUGUCCGUAACCUCCUGGGUCUCCUGGCUUUCCACCUGGACCAGCUGGAGCAGGCCGAGGAGACCUUCAUGAGUAUCUGUAAAGAAGACCCGGGGAACCUGAACGCUUGGGCCAACCUUGGCUACGUGUACGACCGCCUCCAGAGGGAGCUGGACGCAGGGGAGUGUGUGGAGAAGUUGUCCCAGCUCAUGGGUCUGGAGGCUGGGCAGGCAGGUCAGGCAGAGUCCAGGCUUUCUGCAGCCCGGUGCCUGGCAGAGCAGGCCUAUGCUCAUCCUUAUGAUAUAGAGCUUGACAGAGAGGAAGACCGGAGGGAAAGACUGACUGCUUCUCUGACCCUGUACAACAGAGCUCUGGACUAUGGGGGAGAGCUGAUACCAACAGAAGAAAAGAGAAGCUGGUAUUUCAAAAUGGCAACAAUCUAUAUUAGACUAGAUGAUAUUGUAAAGAACAAGGAGGACUCGGACUACUCCAGACUGUUUCACUACAACAAGGGACUGAAACUGCUCACAGAGACCCUGAGGUCAGAGAAAACACAUCACCAAGCACUAUCCUGGUGCUACAUAGGCAUCAUGUUAGAGAGGAAAGAAGAAUUCUCCACUGUGCCCAUGUCUGUACAUGACUGUGGCUACUCUGAUUCUGACCCCCUGUCCUGCUUCGGAACUGCCAUAAAACUAGCUGCAGACGAUGUGUUCAUCCUGAACCAGCUGGCCACGGUGUUCUAUUUGCUGGGAAAACAUGAGAUGUCCACAGGGAUCUGUAACAUGGCCCUCAAUGUGCUGCCUGACCCUGAACUCAACUGGCAGGCCUACUGCACCCGUGCCAAGAUCAAUGUGAUGGCAUAUGUGAGGGAUCUUGAGAGGGCUAAACAGGGACAGGGUGGGCUCCCUGACAGACACAGCCUGACUGAGGCCAAGGCAGACCUGGAGAAGGUGCUGAGUGUUCGCCCCUGUUUACGCACACACCUGGAGAUGGGACAGGUGUAUUACUACAUGGGUGUGGAUGCCCUUCAGGAGAGCCUGCUUGUGGAUGAGGGGGCAUUAAACAGAGCCCUGGUGUCCCUCUCUCAAGCCCUGCAGUGUGACCCGGGGGACAGCCUCCCAGAUCUCCACCUCCUCCGGGGGCGCUGUCUGCUGCUGAAGGGCGAGGAACAGAACGCAGCCGACUGCUUCAAGAGGGCCCUGGAUCUGGAGCGUCCUGGCAGCAGGGACACCAUGGCUCUACGCUGCCUCCUGGAGGCCCUGCUGGGGCUAUUCACUCAGAGUGGCUCUGACCCCGGCCCUGCCCUCACCCAGCUGGAGGUGUGGGUACGGAGAGCCCAGGAGAGGUACCCAGAGGACGCGGUGCAGGCUGAGCUGAGAAGCCUGUGCAGGGCACACACCGGGGAGGUGACCGAGCUCUCCAGGGCUCUGAUCAGCAGGGGCAGGCUAGAGCUGGUCAGGAGGCUUCUGAAGACUGUGCAACCCAACCAGCCAGCCAGGAAGAGACCACUGGCCAAGUCUAUGUCCAUGUGAGCGGUGUCUAAUGUUAGAGAACUAGCAAAGGACAAGCACUGAUUGAACAGCCGGGUUCCUUUUCUUUAGUGUUCCCAAUAUGACAGGAAGAGUGUUAUUUUACUGUUUCUUCGUUCCAAUGAGGAGCUUGCCAUGUGGCAAAAUACUUUACUAAUCAUGCAAUGUUCUAAAGUGAAAUGGUAAAAUACAUCUGUGCACAACUGCUUUUUUGGAAUCCCUGUUUCUGCCUAUUUUGUCUUGCUUGAAUCAACUCAAACUGAAUGUGCAUCAGUCAUUCCAAGGAGUUUAUAUAAGACAAAUAAACUGCUGAUCUGAGACAUUCAGGAAGCAAUGAGGACACACCUAACAUUUUAAUGAUGAACCAUACCUUCCCAACAAUGGUGAUAAAUCUAAAGUUGUUUCCCAAACUCUGUGCACAUCUCAUUUUUGCCCUAGCACUACACAGCAGAUACAAAUAAUGUAAGUUUGAUGAUUAGUUGAUUACGCUGAGUAGUGCAAAAACAAAAACAAAACAAAAAAUGCACCCUUUGGGGUCCCAAGGACCUAGUUUGGGAAACACUGUUCUAAAGCUUAUUGGUUUAACCUGUCCCAGGUAUUUUCUACAGACCCGAAAAUAAAGAGUAUUUUAAUAAA
Molecule: messenger RNA, 2501 nt
Organism: Oncorhynchus gorbuscha (pink salmon)
Lineage: Eukaryota; Metazoa; Chordata; Actinopteri; Salmoniformes; Salmonidae
Gene: ttc22
Product: tetratricopeptide repeat domain 22
Exons: 8
Coding region: 141-1868 (575 amino acids)
Molecular function (GO): protein binding
Source: RefSeq, a predicted model, not a curated record